UUGCACUACUCCACUCACUCAUUACGAAGCACCCGAGCCCUAGGUGCUUGUCCGGAUGGAGGGCGAACCUUUCACUUGAUUUGGUUUUUAUUUUUGUCCGUUCAUUUUGCCGCAGCAUGCACAGUAUUUGGGAUUUUUCUGACUGACGUGUUUUUUUCGCGUAAGGAUGACCAUUUUCAGCCAUGCGCUCGUUCGUGACGCCGUUCUGUCUAGUGUACACAGGCCAGUGAUGUGCUAUGGUGAUACAACAAGCUAAUACGACGCUAGCAGGGGGGACUGAUUUGGGAGACACCUUUUGAACACCUCAGCAAAUGAUUCGUACGCUUUGUUAAUUUUCAACACGCUGGAACACCAAGGGGGAUGUCUAACCAAGGAGUUCGAAGGAAUGGCCCAGUAAAGCUGCGGUUGACAGUCCUGUGUGCAAAGAACCUGGCAAAGAAAGACUUCUUCCGGUUACCCGAUCCCUUUGCCAAAGUGGUAGUGGAUGGCUCUGGACAGUGCCACUCUACAGAUACUGUGAGAAAUACAUUGGACCCAAAAUGGAAUCAACAUUAUGACCUAUAUAUUGGAAAGGCAGAUUCCAUCACCAUCAGUGUGUGGAACCACAAGAAGAUCCACAAAAAGCAGGGUGCGGGUUUUCUGGGUUGCGUCCGCCUCCUCUCCAACGCCAUCAACAGACUUAAAGACACCGGCUAUCAGAGACUGGACCUCAAUAAGCUUGGCCCCAACGACAAUGAUACAGUCAGAGGACAGAUAGUUGUAAGUCUUCAGUCAAGAGACCGCAUAGGUACCGGAGGACCAGUGGUGGAUUGCAGUCGUCUCUUUGACAAUGACUUACCCGAUGGAUGGGAAGAGAGAAGAACAGCGUCUGGAAGAAUACAGUACCUGAACCACAUUACACGUACCACACAAUGGGAGAGACCCACCAGGCCAGCUUCAGAGUACUCCAGCCCAUCCGGGCGUCCUUUGAGUUGUGUGGUGGAUGAGAACACACCAGUGAUGACGCCUAUUAAUGGGGCAGAGGCCAGUGGCCCACCAGGAGAGCAGCGGCUCCAAGAGAGACGGGUGCGAUCACAACGGCACCGCAACUACAUGAGUCGAACGCACCUUCACACGCCUCCCGACCUGCCCGAGGGUUAUGAGCAAAGAACGACUCAACAAGGUCAGGUGUACUUCCUGCACACACAGACCGGAGUCAGCACCUGGCAUGACCCUCGCGUUCCCAGGGACUUGAGUAAUGUGAACUGCGAGGAGCUCGGUCCUCUGCCGCCAGGCUGGGAGAUUAGAAACACUGCUACCGGCCGCGUCUACUUUGUGGACCACAACAAUCGAACAACCCAGUUCACAGACCCAAGACUGUCUGCCAACCUGCAUCGGGUUCUCAACAGCCCCAGUCCAAAUGGAUCCCGUGUGGUCACAGAGAGCCAAAACACUAACCACAGCCAUCCAGCUCAGAUGAAGGGCCAGGGAGGUUCCAGUGGCCUCCAGCAAACUCUGUCCCCAGCCCAGUUGCCGGAGGAGGCCGAGUGCUUGACGGUGCCCAGGUAUAAGCGAGAUCUGGUGCAGAAGCUCAAGAUUCUACGGCAGGAGCUCUCGCAGCAACAACCCCAAGCAGGCCACUGCCGCAUUGAGGUGUGCCGUGAGGAGAUCUUUGAGGAAUCGUACCGGCAGGUGAUGAAGAUGCGACCAAAGGAUUUAUGGAAAAGACUGAUGAUCAAAUUUAGAGGAGAGGAAGGACUCGAUUAUGGCGGGGUUGCAAGGGAUUGGUUGUACUUGUUGUCCCAUGAGAUGCUGAACCCGUACUACGGCCUGUUCCAGUACUCCAGAGACGACAUUUACACUUUACAGAUUAACCCCGACUCGGCCGUCAACCCCGAGCACCUGUCCUAUUUCCACUUUGUGGGUCGCAUCAUGGGCAUGGCAGUGUUUCACGGCCACUACAUUGACGGAGGCUUCACUCUGCCGUUUUACAAGCAACUGCUGGGAAAACCCAUCACACUGGAUGACAUGGAGUCUGUGGACCCCGACCUCCACAACAGUCUCGUUUGGAUCCUGGACAAUGACAUCACUGGAGUCCUGGACCACACCUUCUGUGUUGAACACAAUGCUUAUGGAGAGAUCAUCCAGCAUGAGCUGAAACCCAACGGAAAGAGCAUCUCUGUCAGUGAGGAUACCAAAAAGGAGUACGUCAGGUUAUAUGUGAACUGGCGUUUCCUACACGGUAUCGAGGCUCAGUUUUUGGCCCUGCAGAAAGGCUUCAAUGAAGUGAUCCCACAACAUCUACUCAAAUCCUUUGAUGAAAAGGAGCUUGAGCUGAUCGUGUGCGGCCUGGGAAAGAUCGACGUCUCUGACUGGAAGUCGAACACGCGUCUCAAGCACUGCACGCCCGACAGCAACAUUGUCAAGUGGUUCUGGAAGGCGGUGGAGUCUUUUGAUGAGGAGAGGAGGGCACGCCUGCUUCAGUUUGUCACCGGCUCCUCCAGGGUGCCCUUGCAGGGUUUCAAGGCGCUACAAGGCGCUGCGGGGCCUCGACUUUUCACCAUUCAUCAGAUUGAUGCCAACACCAACAAUUUGCCCAAAGCCCAUACCUGCUUCAAUCGUAUCGACAUUCCGCCCUACGAGAGCUACGACAAGCUCUACGACAAGCUGCUGACCGCCAUCGAGGAGACAUGUGGAUUCGCAGUGGAAUGAGGCGCGCCCCUUGAGUGUGUGUACGCGUGUGUUGACGUGAAACUGUACGAUGGAUUCAUCCAUGCAGCCUAACUGAGCAUCCCGCAGUCUUCCUCUUUUCUUUCACGCUGCUGCCCACCUUCUUCCCGUAUCUGAAUCCGAACGGGGAGCGCGCCUUUCUUCAAUAUUUCCUUGUGUUGUAGCAUAGCUGCGAGCCAACCGGCGGACUUGGAGACCACCCCGCGCUUCCCCCCGCCCCCCGCUCAAUCGAAAACUCCUUCCGGGCGUUUAAGAGCAGGACAGGAAUCGGUUUUGCUCGGCCCGCGUCACGCUCCUGCCACUUGUCGCCGCGUCUUCUUCAGGUAGCCACUUCUUGCCCAAGCUCUCCAUGUUCAUCAAAUUCACACGUCUAAGUGGAGAGCUGCACUUUCAUCCUACCUCAGUCCAAACUUGUGUGUAUGCGCGUAUGUAUCUAUUCUCAAGCCCCUCAUUGGGGAGGGGGAGUCCACUUUUAAUAGCAGCCCUAUAAAGGUAAUAUAUUGUUUUUGGAUCGUGCUGUUUUUUUUUUUUUAAGUCAAGCAUGUCAUGUGCUGAGGAAACGGACUCUGGUGAAGAAGUCUUCUGUGUGCGUGUAUCCAAAUCCAUGUUUGAAUGCAAAGAUAAGUUGGUCUUUAACUUUUUUUCCCCCUGCAAUACCUUCCAGUGGAACCUCCAAAGUUGAACAUCUACAAUUUGUUGUUGUAGUUGGAAAAAAAAAAUCCAUGUCAAGUAUAUUCAUUUGUUCCAGACUCUGGUUUUUAUUUACUUUACGGAAUGUGUUUUUAUAACAUUGCAACACUUCGAACUGACACACAUAUAUCAAGUUAGUCAACCAUACUUCCAUUUCAUUUUUUGUGGUUAUCAAUCGUUUUCUUCACAUCACAAAACAGUAAAACACAUCCCGUAGUCACCCACAGUCGGUUUCAGUUCCACAUUGUUCCACUUUGGAGGUUCCACUGUUCCAAGUUUCAAGCCGCUCAAGAUGAACCGCCGAGCCUAUUUUGUCUUUUGUUUUUGUUUUCCCAUUCAUCCUAUCCACAUUUUGUAUGGAUGCGAUCUUCACCCCGGCCACCCCGCACGCUCGCUGUCCCGUCACGUGUCGCAAAGUGUGCGCUGCUGCAGACACAUGUUUAUUUUCACUUGUCACUGUCAAGCACUUUAGCAAGUGAGCAAUGAUGUCAGGAGUACUCCCCCCCCCCCCACUUCCCAAUAUGAAAAGGGGGUUUCUCAAACGAGUCAAAUGAAACCACAGGUUCCUCACUCACGACCCAAACUUGGACCGAUACGUCACCGUGUCCACAGCCAAUCCAAAAGCCCUUUGCAAGAAAUGAUAUACCUGAUUGACGAUCAAUAGAAUAGCUUUCGAGCGUUUUAUUUGCCUCAAUAUGGGAACCCCUAUUUUGAAAUCUCUCAAGUCUACUUUGCUCUACUAUAUUUUACAAGUAUACGGACUAGAUGAACACGUAUCUACACAGCGAGUAUAUCUGUACAAAAAUGAUUUUUGUGUGCGUGUGUGUGUGUGUUCCGUGCAAAUGCAGCGUGUCUGUCACAGACCUCUUUGCAUUCUCAGGAGAACUUGUGCUUUAUUAUUUUAUUUUAUUUUAUUUUCAUGAUUACAUGAGGAGGACUCGAUGCAAAACAAGAGACACCGGACUUUUGAAUAAUCAUCCACACAUAGAAGCAUUUGCUACAGGGGAUGUUUCCACUAAAUUCCAAGCAACACAGAGGACAAACGUUUUGAUAUCUUUUCUCAACAAGUCUGUUUUGCAUAGCCAUGUGUAUUUUUUGAGACUUGUGACUCAUCUUCCCACCCCCCUUUCUGUUUUCUUUACCGGCUACAACCAUGAAGCGCUCACAAAUUGUUCUAUGAACAUUUACAGAUGAUUUAUUUCAUGUUAUCUCUAACACAACUAUAAAUGCAUUGCAAGUGUUAUUUGCACACGUCAUGUAUACUUGGACACUUUCCUUUAUGUACCAGAUACGAAUGGACUGAUUUUUGAUGUAGACCACGUAUAUGCACAUGCACAUGUUCCCGCUAUGCCGCACGUUUGUCCACAGCUCAUCCGUUCGCUUUGCCAUGUUUGCUGGCUGGCUUACUAGUGCAAAUGAACACUUGGGGGGGGGGGGCAAAUUGUCCCCUGUAAAACCAACCAUCCUUUUCAAUUAAUUCUGCAUCCGAUUUUACCACGGUUUUUGUAUUUAUUGUUACAGUAACUAUUCUGUUUUUCACCUCAGCUGCUCUGUGAGCUUGUAAUUGACAAUAAAGAAGCAAAGAUAUUCAAAAGGAUGGCGGAGAGGUGAGGGGUGGGAACUAAUUCUUGUAAACUUGCAGAAAGCGGAGCAAUAAAACACUGCUGUCUGGAUGUUGACAGCAUUAUGUUUUAUACAA
Hippocampus comes (tiger tail seahorse) is the source of this 5098-nucleotide messenger RNA. RefSeq names its product E3 ubiquitin-protein ligase SMURF2-like. The transcript has 20 exons. Gene Ontology annotation, biological process: protein ubiquitination; proteasome-mediated ubiquitin-dependent protein catabolic process; negative regulation of BMP signaling pathway. Bases 361 to 2691 code for a protein of 776 amino acids. The record is from RefSeq and is a predicted model, not a curated record. Gene Ontology annotation, cellular component: cytoplasm. NCBI's taxonomy places the organism in Eukaryota, Metazoa, Chordata, Actinopteri, Syngnathiformes, Syngnathidae. Gene Ontology annotation, molecular function: ubiquitin protein ligase activity; SMAD binding.